This is a messenger RNA of Quercus lobata, 987 nucleotides long. Its product is annotated as probable carboxylesterase 5. The record is from RefSeq and is a predicted model, not a curated record. Gene Ontology annotation, molecular function: hydrolase activity. The transcript has a single exon. Bases 7 to 921 code for a protein of 304 amino acids. Lineage: Eukaryota; Viridiplantae; Streptophyta; Magnoliopsida; Fagales; Fagaceae.
UCAACAAUGGAUUCAACAAACACAAACGAAGUAGCCCAUGACUUUCCUCCCUUCAUCCGUGUCUACAAAGACGGCCGUGUCGAGAGGCUCCUCGGCACAGAAACCAUUCCACCCACCACAGAUCCCAUAACUGGAGUCCAAUCCAAAGACAUCACAAUCUCACAAGACUCUGGUGUAUCUGCUCGAAUCUACCUCCCCAAAAUCACUACCAACUCGACCCAAAAGCUUCCUCUCCUUAUUUACAUCCAUGGUGGUGCUUUUUGCAUCGAAUCCCCAUUCUCUCCUCACUACCACAACCACCUUAACCUCAUUGUUUAUCAAGCAAACGUUGUGGCUGUGUCCAUCCAUUACAGAAGGGCCCCAGAACAUCCUCUUCCAAUUGCGUACGAUGACACUUGGGAAGCCAUGCAAUGGGCUUUUUCACACAAAAAUUCUGGUGGGCCUGAAGCUUGGCUCAAUGAACAUGCAGAUUUUGAUCGAGUUUUCUUAGCUGGGGACAGUGCUGGUGCUACUAUUGCUCACAACAUGGUGAGGAGAGUUGGGGUUGAUGGUCUUGAAGGGGUUAAGAUUGUUGGGAUUAUCUUGGUCCACCCUUAUUUUGGGAAUAAUGAGCCUAGCAAAUUUUUAGACUUUAUUUUUCCAACAAGUACUGGACCUGAUGAUCAUAGAAUAUACCCAGCUGGGGAUUCAGAAUUGUCAAGAUUGGGGUGCACUAAGGUCCUGGUUUUUGUUGCUGAAAAGGAUGGGUUGAAUGAUAGGGGUAAGAGUUACCAUGAGGUCCUGAAGAAAAGUGGGUGGGAUGGGACUGUAGAGAUUGUGGAGACAGAAGGUGAAGACCAUGUUUUUCAUUUGUUUAAUCCAAAUUGUGACAAGGCUGAUGACCUUGUCAAACGCAUGGCCUCUUUCAUCAAGGACAAUUAGACCCACUUGCUGUCUUGUUUGUGUGUUUGUGUUUGUGUUUUUUUUUUUUAUUCUUUUUUCGUUUUU